AUGUCUUAUUAUAUUGGUGUUGAUGUCGGAACUGGUUCUGCAAGAGCGUGUUUAAUUGAUUUGAAUGGUGAUAUCUUGUCUAUUAAAGAGUUAGCCAUUGAUCGACAAGAAUUGAAACCUGGAUAUAUCACCCAAUCUACAAAUCAGAUUUGGAAUAAUAUUUGUAUUUGUAUUAGAAAUAUCCUUCAAGAAAGCAAUGUUGACGAUAUUUCGUCGAAAAUUAAGGGAAUUGGCUUUGAUGCAACUUGUUCACUGGUUGUUUUAAACUCAAAGACAGAUCAAGAAGUAGCAGUGGGCCCUAAUUUCGAAGAUAAUGAUCAAAAUGUUAUUUUAUGGAUGGAUCAUCGUGCUUUAAUAGAAACCGUUGAAAUUAAUUCAACCGACUCCAAAUGCUUGAAAUACGUUGGUGGGCAAAUGUCUGUGGAAAUGGAAAUACCUAAGAUUAAAUGGUUAAAGAAUAAUAUGAAUCCAGCUGUUUAUAAGGAUUGUAAAUUUCUAGAUUUACCUGAUUUUUUAACUUACAAAGCUACCGGUAACUCUAUUCGUUCGUUCUGUUCGGCUGUUUGUAAGCAAGGUCUCUUACCAUUAGGAGUGGAAGGUUCAACAAAAGGCUGGACAGAAGAAUUUUUAUUAAACAUUGGAUUGGAAGAUUUAAUGGAAGACAAUUUUGUUAAAUUGGGCGGCCCUGUAAAACAAGAUUCUCAAGGUAAAGUAUCAUUUAGUACUGCGGGUGAAUUCAUUGGUUAUUUGUCGGACAAAUCAUCAAAGAUAAUGGGAAUUUCCUCUAAAUGUGCUGUCAGUUCCGGUAUAAUUGAUGCAUAUGCAGGUUGGAUCGGCACUAUUGCAGCAAGUACCAAGGAACCAAUUGAACAAUUAAAUAACUUUCAAGAUAAUCUAAAUGGAAUGAUUUGUUCUAGUGGUAGAUUAGCUGUUGUAGCAGGGACUUCUACUUGUCAUAUAUCUCUUACAAAUAAACCAAUUUUUGUUCCAGGGGUUUGGGGCCCAUAUCGUGAUGUCCUUGGGCAUAAUUUCUGGUGUGCAGAAGGUGGGCAAAGUUGUACAGGUGCCUUGUUACAACAUGUAUUGGAGACACAUCCAGCUUAUAAAGAACUAUGCGCAAUUUCUAAACAACAAGAUAUAUCCGUAUUUGAAGUGUUAAAUAACAAGAUUAGAGAAUUAACCCAUCAAAGAGACUUAAUUGAUGAAGUUCAUUUAAUCAAAAACUUAUUCUUUUAUGGUGAUUUCCAUGGCAAUAGAUCUCCAGUUGCAGAUGAAGCAAUGAGAGGAAACAUUAUUGGGCUAUCUAUGGACUCCUCCUUGAAUGAUCUAUGUAGGAUGUAUCUUGGUGCAUGUGAAUUUAUAGCUCAGCAAACAAGACAUAUAGUUGAUAUAAUGACUAAAUCAGGCUAUAAUCUUCAUUCGUUGUAUAUGUCUGGAGGUCAAUGUCGUAAUGAGCUCUUGAUGCAAUUAAUCAGCAAUUGCGUUGGAUUACCAGUAGUUAUUCCUAAGAAUAUUGAUACAGCUGUUGUUUUUGGAUCUGCAUUAAUGGGUGCUUGUGCAUCAGAAUUAUCAAAAUCGCAUAGUGACAAUACAAAGAAACCAGAUCAAAUCCUAUGGGAUGUUAUGUGCAAGAUGACUGGACAAGGGAUAGUAGUAUCACCACAAGAUCCGUCUAGCCAAGUUUGUAAGCUAUUAACUGUCAAAUAUCAAAUUUAUUUGGAUAUGAUUGCAACGCAGAAACGUUACCGUUCAAUGGUAAAUGGUUUAUAA
Molecule: messenger RNA, 1770 nt
Organism: Henningerozyma blattae CBS 6284
Lineage: Eukaryota; Fungi; Ascomycota; Saccharomycetes; Saccharomycetales; Saccharomycetaceae
Product: putative phosphotransferase
Exons: 1
Coding region: 1-1770 (589 amino acids)
Biological process (GO): carbohydrate metabolic process
Molecular function (GO): phosphotransferase activity, alcohol group as acceptor; kinase activity
Source: RefSeq, a predicted model, not a curated record